AUGCUGGCGCUGCUGUGUUCCUGCCUGCUGCUGGCGGCCCGCGCCUCCGCGGAUGCUACUGAGUAUGCCGGUGCGGUGGAUAUGGAAGCCAACACCGCAGAGCAAAUCCACGACAUGCACGCCAAAGUGACGGAUCUGUGGCGGGAGCUGACCCAGGAGGGGGCGCGGGAAGGAUGGCCGGACAGUGGGCUCCAUGCCGCCUGCCACGUGCAGCCGUCUGCGUCGCUGGACCCCGCGCAACCCCGCAUCACUGGCCUCGUCCUCUUCCGGCAGCUGGCCCUGGGCGGCAAGCUCGAGGCCUUCUUUGACCUGGAGGGCUUCGGCGACGACGCCAACGGCUCCAGCCGCGCCAUCCACGUGCACCAGUUCGGGGACGUGAGCCAGGGCUGCGGGGCCACCGGGCCCCACUACAACCCACUGGGUGUGCAGCACCCGCAGCAUCCGGGCGACUUUGGCAACUUCUUGGUGCGCGACGGCCACCUCUGGAAGUACCGCGCCGGCCUGGCCGCCUCGCUGGCCGGGCCCCACUCCAUCCUGGGCCGCGCCGUGGUGGUCCAUGCGGGCGAGGACGACCUGGGCCGCGGCGGCAAUCAGGCCAGUGUGGAGAACGGCAACGCGGGCGCGCGGCUGGCCUGCUGCGUGGUGGGCGUGUGCGGGCCCGAGCCGUGGGCGCGCCAGAGCGCAGAGCGCAGGAAGCGGCGGCGAGACAGCGAGUGCAAGGCCGCCUGA
Molecule: messenger RNA, 729 nt
Organism: Elephantulus edwardii (Cape elephant shrew)
Lineage: Eukaryota; Metazoa; Chordata; Mammalia; Macroscelidea; Macroscelididae
Gene: SOD3
Product: superoxide dismutase 3, extracellular
Exons: 1
Coding region: 1-729 (242 amino acids)
Biological process (GO): removal of superoxide radicals
Molecular function (GO): copper ion binding; superoxide dismutase activity
Source: RefSeq, a predicted model, not a curated record